This is a messenger RNA of Closterium sp. Naga37s-1, 1770 nucleotides long. NCBI's taxonomy places the organism in Eukaryota, Viridiplantae, Streptophyta, Zygnematophyceae, Desmidiales, Closteriaceae. The record is from the annotation of a GenBank genome assembly.
AUGGCUUCUCCGCUAAACGAGAAAAACACGGCCGUUUGGGACGAGAAGAGCCUCUGGGACGACGCGGAGAUGCCGCUGACGUGGACUGUUGAGGCGUCGCGGAUGUCACUGUCCAUCGAGAACCCCAUCCGCAAGAUCACGGACUCUCUCGCCGCCGUGCUCGCCGCGCCUGCUGCGUCUGCUGCGUCUGAUGCCGCGCCCGUCGCUCCUCCGAAGCCGUUGAUCUCGCUGGGUCAAGGGGAUCCGACGGCGUUCGGACAUUUGAAGCUGCCGGAUGUGGCGGUGCGCGCCGUGCAGGACGCUAUAGCGAGUGGUCGUUAUAACGGGUACCCGCCUUCUAAUGGACUGCCUGACGCACGGAGGGCGGUGGCUGAAUUUUGCUCCACGUCAGCACUGGAAACGCUCCCUCCUGCCACGUCAGCAGGGUGCGCGCCCACGUGCUCAGCUACUGACGUGUACAUUACUGGAGGCUGCGGCCCGUCCAUCCAACUGUGCCUAGACGCGCUAGCCAAUCCGGGCAGAAAUAUUUUGCUGCCCCGCCCGGGAUUUCCUGUCUACGAGUGCAUGUGUCUGCACUCCGGUUUGGAGCCCAGAUUUUACGACCUCCUGCCCGAGAAGGACUGGGAGGUGGAUCUCGGGCAGGUUGCAAAACUUCGUGAUGAGAACACGGUGGCUAUACUGGUGUGCAAUCCAGGGAAUCCCUGCGGGCAGGUCUAUUCUCGGCAGCAUCUGGUGGAGAUCCUCACCACAGCAGCGGCCCUCCGUCUACCAAUCAUAGCCGACGAGGUGUACGAGGGCAUCGCCUUCCAGGAAGCUUCGCCCUUCAUCCCUCUGCGUGCUGCCGCCAUGCAGCUAGCCCUGCAACAUCCACAGCAACCCCGACAAACCCAUGCCGACCACGCUGCUAACUCGACCGCAGCAGCCGGCAGCAAUGGGGUGGUUGGUAACGGGCAAAGCAUAUCUCCUGCAGCAGCAGAGGCAGCGGACAGUGUGCCGAUACUGACAGUCAGCUCCUUGUCAAAGCGCUUCCUGGUGCCGGGGUGGCGGGUGGGGUGGAUCGCAGUGCACGACCCUCACCACAUCCUGAAGGAUGCUAGGGUCAUCGAGUCUUUGGAGCGAAUCCUGCAGUACGCCCCUCAGCCGUGCUCGCACACUCCCAUGUUCCAAUGCUCCCAUGUGCGCAUGCUUCCAUGCUCCCAUCCCAUUCCAUCCCUCCAGGUCAUUGAGUCUUUGGAGCGAAUCCUGCAGUAUGCCCCUCAGCCAUGCUCCCUCAUCCAGGCCGCCCUCCCUGCCGUUCUCAACACCACGCCGCCCUCCUUCCUUCGCGACCUCACCUGCCAGCUGGCAGAUGCCGCCCGCACCAGCCUGUCUCGGGUCGGCGCCAUUCCGGGCCUGGAGUGUCCCAGUGAACCGCAGGGAGGCAUGUUCCUCAUGUCCGGUCCGUUCGUCGCAGGAGUCGCGGUGGCAACGGCGGCUCUCGCGGCGCGGUACGGCAUAGAGGCGUGGCAGGCCUUUAAAACGCGACCCGUGGUGCCGCGCAUUCGGCGCUUCUACGAGGGGGGCUUCCAGCCUACUAUGACGCGGCGCGAGGCUGCUCUGAUUCUUGGGAUCAGGGAGAGUGCAGCUCAGGAGAAGGUGCGGGAGGCCCACAGGCGAGUGAUGACAGCCAAUCACCCGGACGCAGGUGGCAGCGACCUACUGGCGUCCAAGAUCAACGAGGCUAAGGACGUGCUCAUGGGCCAGUCCAAAGGCAGCGGGUCCGCCUUUUGA